AUGUCGAGUUUCAUCAGAAAAAAGCGAGUCACUGACCUGCUCAACGACCAGGCCCGAGCCCGACUCGUCGGUGGCCAUUACCGGAAUUUGAACUCCUGCGACCAACUUUCUGGUGAGGGUGAGUCCCCCUCACUAUCGUAUCUCGUCCACGGUUUCCUUGAAGAAGACACUUGCGUCUGUAGCGAGGACUCAGUGUUCGAUGACUCGGACUGUGACCGAGUCGACUCAGUAGACGACUCGUCCGACUCGGUGAGUGAUUCAUCCAGUGUCGCAAUCUCACCUUCCAUCACUACGGACCCUUACCGGAAUUUACUCAUUGCGCAUGUUACUGAGGGCGCGGAGAAGUUCGCGUUUUUGAGGGAGCAAAACGCAAUACUAUACCGGCGGAACGUGGCGGCGUUUCUCCGGGAGAGGCGGCACGACGCGGCGGUGUGCGAGACGGCAGGGGAUGCCUCAGGCGGGAGCCACGAGUUCAUCGACGUGGUCCAGCCGGGAGCCGCCACUUGGCGGUACUUCGUGGACCUCGACUUCCGCGCGCAGUUCGAGGUUGCCAGGCCCACGCGACAGUUCGCGGAGGUGAUGAACACCGUUCCCGGCAUAUUUGUCGGGCGCGCAGAGGAGCUGAAACGUACCGUUUCAACGCUAUGCGACGCGUUGAGGCGGUGUUUCAGGAGCAGGGGGCUUCCAGUUCCGCCGUGGAGGAAGAACCGGUUCAUGCAGAACAAGUGGUUCGGGCCGUGUCGUCGAACCAUGGACCCGGUUCGGCUAGCUGUAAACGGUGUUAGUUGCAAGUUGGUGGGGUUCAACGACGUCGUUUUGGAAGCUGGACGUGUUGUUCGGACAAGAUAA
Molecule: messenger RNA, 849 nt
Organism: Sphenostylis stenocarpa
Lineage: Eukaryota; Viridiplantae; Streptophyta; Magnoliopsida; Fabales; Fabaceae
Source: the annotation of a GenBank genome assembly